Callorhinus ursinus (northern fur seal) is the source of this 714-nucleotide messenger RNA. The record is from RefSeq and is a predicted model, not a curated record. Lineage: Eukaryota; Metazoa; Chordata; Mammalia; Carnivora; Otariidae.
CAGACAUCCUAAGAGGGGGUAUUUUUCACCUCUACAAUGAAGAAAAGCAGGAGUGUUAUGGCAGUGGCGGCUGAUGAUAAUGUUAAAGAUUAUUUGGAAUGUAGCUUAAGUAAAUCCUACAGUUCUUCUAGUAACACACUUGGGAUUGACCUCUGGAGAGGGAGAAGGUGUUGCUCAGGAAACUUACAGUUACCACCACUGUCCCAAAGACAGAGUGAGAGAGCAAGGACUCCUGAGGGAGAUGGCAUUUCCAGACCAACCACACUGCCCUUGAGGACACUUCCCAGCAUCGCUAUCACAACUGUAAGCCAGGAGUGCUUUGAUGUGGAAAAUGGCCCCUGCCCAGGUCGGAGCCCCCUGGACCCCCAGGCCAGCUCUUCCUCUGGGUUGGUGCUCCACGCCACCUUUCCUGGGCACAGCCAGCGCAGAGAGUCCUUUCUCUACAGAUCAGACAGCGACUAUGACUUGUCACCAAAGGCGAUGUCACGAAACUCUUCACUUCCAAGCGAGCAACAUGGCGAUGACUUGAUUGUAACACCUUUUGCCCAGGUCCUCGCCAGCUUGCGGAGUGUGAGAAACAACUUUACUCUACUGACAAACCUUCAUGGAGCGUCCAACAAGAGGUCCCCAGCUGCUGCUACUCAGCCAUCUGUCUCCAGAGUCAACCUGCAAGGUAAGCUGCCUUGUGAGGCCUGGCUCCAUGUUUCAAAAUAA